Molecule: messenger RNA, 910 nt
Organism: Racocetra persica
Lineage: Eukaryota; Fungi; Glomeromycota; Glomeromycetes; Diversisporales; Gigasporaceae
Source: the annotation of a GenBank genome assembly
GGAAUUUCGAAAUGAUUCAUAUGAAUGGAAGUUGAACGAACAUGAAUCAUCUGGUGAUCAACUAAGUAUAGUUUGUGAAAUUCAGAAUAUUCAUUUAAGAACACCAACAGUGGUUCUAAUUGGUGCUCCAAAUGUGAAAUCGAUUUCCUCCGGCGUAAUUUUUCCAAAUGGACAAGCGGCAAUCGUAUGGAUGGAAGGACCUAGACAUAUUUUUGACAACGAAUCCCAAGAUUGGGUUAGGAGCGGUCCUACAAAAUGUGCCUUGAAAAGAAUCGAAAAUUCUCAAUCAAUGUGUCAAGAAUAUUUAGAUAAUAUUCUAAAAUAUCAUGAAUGUUUUCGAAAUGCGUCCGCGGUGGUCGAUUGUUUUGGACUGACGCGUGACCCAACUGGCUGUUAUAUGUUUGUAACAAGAUUUUACGAGUCUGGAGAUUUACAUCAAUAUCUUGCCAAAACCAUGGGAUGUCUUUGCUGGAGAGAUGUUAUCGAUAUGCUUUGGGGGAUAGUUGUUAGUGGUCUUGAGCCAAUUCAUGAAAAUGGGUUUUUUCAUGGAAAUCUUCAUGGUGGUAAUUUAUUAGUUGAAGAGCAUCCUGAAUCAAUAAAUGUAAAAAUUUCUGAUAUUGGAUUACAUGGUCCCGCUGACAUGUAUGUAACACUAAUGGAAAGAUGCUGGCAUCAAGAUCCAAGCCAGAGACCUAAAGUUUCUGAACUUAAUGAAAUUUUAACUUCUUGGAUAACUGCCAUCAGCGACGACCCUGAUCCUUCACCAACUUCUGAGCAAUUUGAUAUUGCCGAAGAAAAGAGAUUUUCCGAUUUAAUAAAUAAAACUUUUCCCAAACCAAAGUUUCAUAAUCAAGCGGUUUAUAUAAGCAGAUUAUUAAAUUACAGAUCUCUUUAUGAGAAUACUCAAUAG